Racocetra fulgida is the source of this 249-nucleotide messenger RNA. The record is from the annotation of a GenBank genome assembly. Lineage: Eukaryota; Fungi; Glomeromycota; Glomeromycetes; Diversisporales; Gigasporaceae.
AUGAUUAUAAAUAUAAUUCUUAUACAGAUUCUUAUAAUGAUCCUCUUGCCGAUUCUUAUAAUAAUCCUUAUGCUGAUUCUUUUAAUAAUUCUUAUACUAAUUUUUACAAUGAUUUCUAUGCUAAUCCUUAUAAUGAUCUCUAUUCCAAUUCUUACAAUGAUCUCCAAGUCAAUUUUUAUAAUGAUUCUUAUAAUAACAGAUCAGAUAAUUUAGAAGAUAAUGAAUCAUCCCAAGCAGAAACUGUUACUA